Molecule: messenger RNA, 6694 nt
Organism: Lingula anatina
Lineage: Eukaryota; Metazoa; Brachiopoda; Lingulata; Lingulida; Lingulidae
Product: ras GTPase-activating-like protein IQGAP1
Biological process (GO): regulation of GTPase activity; mitotic actomyosin contractile ring assembly actin filament organization
Cellular component (GO): cell cortex
Molecular function (GO): actin filament binding; GTPase activator activity; calmodulin binding
Source: RefSeq, a predicted model, not a curated record
AUGGAUAGAAGCCUGUAUCAAUGAUCAGUUGCCAGCUACCACUGAGGUAGAAGAAGGACUGAGAAAUGGAGUAUACUUGGCAAAAUUGGCACAUUUUAUGAAACCAGAUUUGGUGCCUUUAAAGAAAAUCUAUGAUAAAGAUCAAGAGAGAUACAAGGUCCGGGGAUUACAUUUCCGACACACAGACAAUAUCAACCACUGGUUGAGAGCCUUGGAGGAAUUGGGACUACCAAAUAUAUUCUACCCAGAAACCACAGACAUUUAUGACAGAAAGAACAUGCCCCGCGUUAUCUACUGUAUACAUGCUCUUAGUUUGUACAUGUUCAAGCUUGGAUUGGCACCUCAGAUUCAGGAUCUUUAUGGCAAGAUCAAGUUUACAGAGGAAGAAAUAAGUGCGAUGCGAAAGGAAUUGGAAAAGUAUGGUAUUCAGAUGCCUGCCUUCAGUAAGAUUGGUGGAAUCCUGGCUAAUGAGAUGCCAGUAGAUGAAGCCGCAUUGCAUGCUGCUGUAAUUGCCAUCAAUGAGGCCAUAGACCACCAGGUGGUGAAGGGGACCCUCUCUGCCCUGCAGAACCCCGCGGCUCACCUGACUGCUGUCAUACCUCAACACAUUGAGGACUACCAGGAGAUACUGCAUGCUGCCAAACAUACCAAAGCUGAAAAUGCUAGAAACAGGUCCCUAGACCCUGAUUAUGAAGCUGAUGUGUAUGAUGAGUUAUUGACUCAAGCAGAGAUCCAAGGGAAUUUAAACAAAGUGAACACCAUCAGGACAUUGGACAGGCUAAAUGAUGCCCUGAACAAACAAGACAUGGAUGCCUUGAUGAAACUGCUUCAAUCACCUCUACUCAAUCUGAGAGAUGUCAGUCCAGACAAAAAGGAGUUUUAUAUGGCCAGACUUAUCAAUGACAGAGAAACAAAAAUGAACAAUAACAAUGGAGAAGAAGUGAUCUUAGACAAGGAUGAGGUUCAGAAUGCCAUCUAUGAAGCCAACAAAGAAGCAGACUCAGAGUAUCAAAAAAUGGUAGCAGUCCAAGGCAUCAACAGUGCUCUGUCUGGAGAAGAUCCCCAGGCCCUGAUGAAGGCCUUAGCCAACCCUGCAGCCAUGUUACCACCAGUGCAUGACUUUGCAGCUAAUCUUUACUUUGAAGAAUUUGUGAACAUCAAGGAAGAGAAACAGGGUGAUUUAGAUUAUGAGGAGAUCUUUGGAGGAGUAAGAGUGCUGUCUAGCAUUGCCAAAAUCAACCAGGCCGUGGAAUCUGGAGAUCCUCCUCUCACCUUCACUGCCUUGAUGGAUAAGAAUGCACAUAUUCAGUUCCUGGAUGAAAACAACCAGACCAAAUAUCAAGAGAACCUGAAGGAAGCAAAGAGAGAGAAGGCUGAUGCUCCUAAUGAGUUGUUGACUCACUUUGAGAUACAAGAGUGUGUGGACAAUGUGAAUAGUCAGGUUCAGGAAGAACAUGAGAGAAUUAUAGCAGUAGGUUUGAUCAAUGACGCCAUUGAGCGAGGGGAUGCUGAAGGCACAUUGCAGGCCCUCCUGGCGCCCAGUGCUCAGUUGAAGGGGGUGGAGGCUCCCCAGGCGCUGCAUUACCAGAACCUGCUGGCCAAGGAGAAGAAACAGAAAGCAAAGGAAAUGGAUGAUGAUGGUGCACAGCUUUGGUAUGAAGACAUCCAAACAACUGUUUCAAAAGCUAAUAGAAAUGCAGAGGAAGGACAAAAAAUGUCAGUUGGUGUAGCUGCCAUUAACAUUGCCAUAGAAGAUGGAGAUCCAAAGAACUUGAUGAACACAUUAAACAACCCUGACGUGACUCUGCACAGUCUCACUGCAGAGUGUGAUGAGGGAUAUCUCAGUAAAAUGCAAGAAGCUAAGAAUAACAAGGCAGGAUCAGGUGACACAGGCAGUGGUUGGAUGAUGAACAGAUUGAAAGAUGGCAGCAAGUUCUACUUUAAUACCGACACUCUGCAGUAUGCCUGGGAGAGGCCAGAGGGGGUGGUCAAAGAUCACCUCUUACUUACCAGAGAAGAAAUUCAGAACAUUGUAACAGAAGUUACAGCAGGGCAUAAUAGAGAGCUGUUAUUUGCGGCCAAUGAACCAUUCAUUGUGAAGAUCCAGGCUCAGAUCAGAGGGUACUUGGUACGGAAACAGUAUAAUGAUAGGUUGGACUUCAUGAAAACACAACUGCCUGCCAUUACCAAGAUUCAGGCCUGGUACAGGGGUAACAAGCAGAAACAGAAGUACCAGACAAGGCUAGCUGAACUGAAGGAAGGAGAACCAGCUGCUGUGAAGAUCCAAGCUGCAGUGAGAAUGCACCAAGCCAGAAAGAAAUACCAAAAACAGAAAGACUAUUACAAGAAAAAUGAACCCAAGAUCGUCCAAAUUCAAGCAGCCUGGAGAUCUAGUAUGGCCAGACAGGACUACAAUAAACUCAUGCACUCUGAGAAUCCUCCUGUUGGUGUGGUCAGAAAAUUUGUCCACUUGCUGGACCAGAGUGAUAUAGACUACAGUGAAGAGAUUGAGCUCCAGAAUCUGCGCCAGCAAGUGGUGACAGCUAUCCGCUCUAAUCAACAGCUGGAGCAGGACUUGGACCAGAUGGACAUUAAGAUUGGACUUUUAGUGAAGAAUAGAAUAACACUACAGGAUGUAAUCUCACAUGACCGAAAACUCAAAGACUACAAAGAAAACCCUGCGGGUGCAGUCAGCAAAGGGCUGAAGUCUCUGAGCAAAGAGAGCAGGGAAAGACUCGAGGCCUACCAGCACUUGUUCUACCUGUUACAAACCAACCCAACUUACCUGGCUAAGUUGAUCUUUGAGAUGCCACAGAGCCGGACCACCAAAUUCAUGGAGUCGGUUAUUCUUACACUGUAUAACUAUGCAUCUAAUCAGCGGGAGGAGUAUCUGCUGCUCAAGUUGUUCAAGACUGCGUUAGAAGAGGAGAUAAGACGAGGAUCAUCCAAAGUGGACAAGAUGAGUGAUAUUGCUACGGGUAACCCACUGGUAGUCAAAAUGAUUGUGUCAUUCAACAGAAAUGCUAGAGGUUACUGCUCUUCUCUCCGAGAGCUGCUGAACCCACUGGUGACUAAGGUGAUAGAGGACCGUAAGCUGGCCAUAAAUACCAAUCCUACCGAGGUGUACAAGGCGUGGGUGAACCAAAUGGAGACAGAAACUGGGGAAACUAGUGGCUUGCCAUAUGAUGUGACCACAGAGCAGGCCCUGGAACAUGAGGAAGUGAGAACCAGGCUGGAGCAGUCUGUGGCAGAUCUGAGGGUGGCAACUGAUAUGUUCCUGCAGCACAUCUUGGCAAAUCUAGAUAAAAUACCCUAUGGUAUGCGCUACAUGGCCAAGGUCAUGAAAGAUGCACUCCAUAACAAGUUUCCAGAGGCAGCUGAAAAAGAUGUUCUGAAAGUGAGCAAGAAAGCACCAGGGGAAGGUGAAACUGACAGCGCCAACAAAGCCCAGUUAGCAAAACAAACCAUUCUGCUGACCCUGUCCAAUAAGUUUGAGGUGCCAGACACUGACCAGACUGACACUAAGAAUUUACUGAUAAGAACAAAACGAAUGAUAGUGGAUGUGAUCCGCUGUCAGCCUGGAGAGACGCUGACCAAGAUUCUGAACACUCCAGCCACUGAGGAGCAAGAGGAGGAGCAUGCAGCUCUGAUCAGGAAAAGAGAUAAGGUGGACGAAAGAGCCACUGCCAAGGAUGCUGGUUUGCUGCGACAAAAGUCAAUAAUGGACGACACGAGGAUUCCUUUGGAGGCUAUGAAGGCAAAAAUAAAAAAGAAUCUUCACAAUCUAGUGCUGGCUAAUGUUGUGUCCCAUAAAGAUCACUAUCAGGCCAUCAUCAAUAUGAUAGUACAGGACAUUCGCAACCAGAGAAUCUAUCGCCAACGGCGUAAGCAAGAGAUGAUGCGAAUUAAAGAAACCCUUAAGGCUUUGAAUACUAAGAGAGCUUUCUUUGAAGAACAGAUUGACUACUACAAUAAAUAUGUAACAACAUGUCUUGACAAUUUGAACAAGAAGGGAAAGAGAACCUCUAAAAGAUUCAGUUUGUUUGGUGGAAAUGAAUCAGACGUGAAACAUCAGACUAUAAAGUACAGCGCUGCCAAGCUGCAUGAAAAGGGAGUCCUGUUGGAAAUAGAAGCAUUGCCAACCAACCAGUUCAAAAAUGUCCAGUUUGAAAUGGCUUCAACAGAUGUCCCUGGAACAUUUGAUGUUCAUGCCAAACUGCUGGGUGUCCAGCUGGACAGUGUAGAGUUGGUCUUCCAGGAUCUUCUGCAGCUGCAGUACGAGGGGGUAGCAGUCAUGAAAAUGUUUGAUAGGGCAAAGAUCAAUGUAAAUCUCCUCAUUUUUCUGCUCAACAAGAAAUUUUACGGGAAAUAAAUCUGAAAUGAAAGAAAGACAUCUCAAUGGAUCAUACAAAUAACUGUCAGAUCUGAAUAUAAGGAAUGCAGUCAAGAUUCUAAGAUGCUUGUCUAGGCAUGAUGGACGCUUUGUUAUUUGUAAAGAAAUACCAUAUAUCUUAUUUCCAUAAAAACAGGCUUGUACCAUUCCACAUAGAUGUAAAACAUUCUUAUGAUAUUAAAACAGAUAUACCAUUACAGUAGUUGUAUAUCCGUUAUAUUUUAGAUGAAUUGCAAAUGUAUUUGUAUGUAUUCUUUGUACUAUAAUGUACUGAAUCUCGUGAUUGCUUUUAUAGGUAUUUAGGAUAUUGAGCAGAAUUGGGAUCAGAGGGCAAACUAUGUAUGGUAUAUAUGAGUACAUGUAUUUGUAGCAAUAAUAUAUGGCGGGAUAAUAACUUUUAUAUAGGGAUAGAUUGCAUGCUGAUCUGCAUGUUUAGUUAAUUAAAUUAUGAUAUUUAUAUAUUUUUCUUUUUUAUUUUUGAAUAUCACAUCAGAGAAGAUAAUAGGGGAAAUUUUUGUAGUUCAUUGUAGUGCUCAUUUGGUUUGUUGUUCAGAUUACGCAAAUUUUUAUGUGAUCACUUUGGAGUUGGUAUAUUGUGAUAAUAUUCAGUGGGUGAUAAAAGUAAGGAAAGGAACUUUGUCUGGUUUAUGGGAUCAUGACAUGUAAAAAGUUUUUCAUUUUUUAUUUUUUGUUCAGCGUAUAUAACACUGGACUUGCUGCAGUGAUUCUUCUUCAUUCAUGGUGUUUCACUGAUCAGCUGUUGCAUUCUCUACCUGGGAAUAGGUUACAAAGUUGAUUAAGAUAUCCAAUUUGGGACCAGAUGCCAAGUUUUUCUAAUAUUCUGCGAUAUAUAUCUACAGCUCUACACAAAUCAGUUGUAUUGCUUAAAUGCAAGCAUCUGUUUAUUUAUUUAUUUUUACUUGAAAAGAUCUGUUGUGGCAUUAAUUGCUUAUUGAUAGACAUUUCCAAAUGUUCUGUAAAGUUUUCCUAUAAAUGCAUGUAGCUGAAUUCUGUACUUAUCCUUAGUUUGUUUUCCAUCUAACAGAAAACAUUUAAUUUUAGAUUCUGUGCUUUCCAAUAACUCAAACCUGUUUUUCAACAUAUAGAAUAAUUGAGAUUCACUGUCAUUGUCAUUAAGUGAAAGAUUAAUAUAAUAGUUUUUGUUGUCUAUCUCAUACUGUAAGAAUGCUUUAUAAGCUUAAUUAUGUAAUAUUCAGAAAAUCAGUGAAAUCUUUAAAAUAGUUCUUAAAAACCUAUGUGGGAGAUGUGUUGUGCUACAGUAAGCUGGUGCUUUAAGAAGCACAUAGCUCUAUUCAUGUAUAACAUUCCUGGUUAAUUAUGUUUUGGAUAUCAGUUAAUUGUUGACAACUUGGAGCAUCUUUUUUUCUGAGAAUUCUUGUCUUAAAGUAACAUGAUUGAAAAGAGCUGUUGCACAAAUGAAACAUUUGACAAAUACAUUCACACGGUUUUACUCCAGUUUUGCUCCAAACAGCCAUUAAACAUUGUUUUUUUCUUUUUUUUCCUCGCUUACCAUCUAAAUACUAUUGUGUUGUUGUCUGAGUGAAUGUGACCGUUGAGAGAAUUGAUUUGAAUAAGCCACAUACUACAUGUGUAAAACCUAAGACAAGAUGAAUAUGCUCCACUCCUAGUAAGGCAUGUAAUUAACUUGUGAUUGACCUGGAUCAGUUUUGACUGAUGGUAAAGAGAAGUAGAAGCAUUGAAAUGGAAGGAUUGUUCUUUUGAGCGUGGCAUUCAAGACAUGUGCACGAAAGGAUGUAACUGCCUUUGCAUGUCUAAACCAAAGGAUGCUCUCUAAUCUGUAUCAUUAAUACCAUUUUGCAGGAUAUAUGAUCUGAUAGUAAAAAUUUUGGAAAUUGUAUACUUUUCUAGAGCUGAUAAUAUUUGGAAGUGGAAAAGGGACCAAAGUGCGGAAAUUGACGAAGAAUCUGCAGACUUUUAGAAUAAAUUAUUGAUACCGUCUAAAAGUAUGGGAUAAAGGCAACACAUUUUGGCAGAUUGUCAGGUUUUAAUUGAAUUUCAUUGCAGCAGUAAGUCUUCAAUCACAUCAGUACAAUGUAGCUGUAGAAUAUAGUGCAGAUUGUAGGAAGUACUUAUUGAUUUUCUGACUGUCUGGGGACUUUAUUCUAGUAUGAUCCUCUAAGUCUUGUUUCUAUAUUGAACCACUAGCUGGGUCCUGCUUAAAGGGCAUGAUCUCUAUUUAGUGUGCAUACAUCUAUUUUAAUAAAUACACUGUAUAUAGAUGUCAUUCUGUAUCAGCCAGAAUAAAAGCUUGUACUGUAA